AUGCGUCGUUUGGGCAUUCAAAGCGGGGGAUUCAGGAACAUGAGAUUUUUGUUGGUCACCGGUGCAUGGCUCGCUGAAUCGCCUUGCUACGCCGUUUCCAUAAGGUCGACUAUGAAUGCAUCGAUCGGUUUGUUCAGAUCUGUUCAUAACACAAGUAAGAAAAACCACACUUCGCUGAUAACAGCCGAUAUGAAACAUUCUUCUUUUCAUAAGAUGUCGCUAAAUGCCCUGAAGAAUGAAUGUCGUUCCAGAGGCCUGAAGGUCUCGGGCAAGAAAGCAGAGCUAAUAGAUAGGAUAAUGACGUUCAAUGGCAGCAGUGGUAACAAGGCUGCGAAGAUGCAAAGAAUGAGCACAGCUAGUCCCGUAAGGGGACCUACAGCUGCUGUCAAAUUAAAGGUCCCCACUUCAUCAAUUGAAAUGUGCAAGACUCGAGAGGUUUCGACAGCAAGUGGGAAGCUUGAUUUCCAAACCAAGUCCUUUAGUCCCCUUAACAUAAACAGCGCAACGGAUUCUGCGAUAGCCACGGAUACUCAGGCAACGAAACAAGCGGACCUACGCGAUAAUAUUGUUAUGGGAGAUGAAUUAACUUGGAGGGAUAGACUUUUUCUAGCGGGCUUUGCUACCGUUGCGUUACUAUGGUGGGGUGCUCAAAGCUCGGAGAAGGAAACUGGUUGA
Torulaspora globosa is the source of this 675-nucleotide messenger RNA. RefSeq names its product Aim34p (gene AIM34). The coding region runs from base 1 to 675 and encodes 224 amino acids. The transcript has a single exon. NCBI's taxonomy places the organism in Eukaryota, Fungi, Ascomycota, Saccharomycetes, Saccharomycetales, Saccharomycetaceae. The record is from RefSeq and is a predicted model, not a curated record.